AUGACCUCCAAGAUCCGUCUCGUCCCUCUCCUCGCGGUAGCAACAGCCGCUGCCUUUGGCUAUGCGAAGAUCACGGACGAACCUACAACACGAAUCCUUGCGGUAGCCUUGACCACCACCGUCUUUCUCUACUCGGUGGUCUGGUUGAGCUGGCUACACCCCUUCUACUUCUCAGAGCUACGACACGUACCCACCGUCCCUGGCUUCCCCCUCUGGGGUCAUUUCUUCUCCAUCAUUACCGAGGAGUGCGGCGUGCCUCAGAGGCAGUGGCACAAGGACCAUGGCCCCAUCAUUCGCUAUUUCUUCCCCUUUGGCUCGGAAAGGCUCUCGAUAGCCGACGACGAGGGCCUCAAGCAAAUGACGCUCAAGAAUCCCUACAACUACCCCAAGCCCUUGCGCGCCAAGCUGUGGAUGGUCCGCAUUCUCGGCGAAGGAAUCCUUCUGGCCGAGGGCCAAGACCACGCCAACCAGCGGAAGCCCCUCUCAGCGGCAUUCUCCAUAUCGGCCAUCCGGUCUCUCAUGCCCAUCUUCUGGGAAAGGUCCCUCACCAUGGCCAAGCUGUGGGGGCAGGAGAUGGAGCGAGCCAACGAGACGACCCGGUCGUUUGAGAUCCUGGAAUGGCUCAACCGGUGCACACUGGACAUCAUCGGCAAGGCCGGCUUCGGUUACGACAUCCAUUCGCUUGAGGAUCCUGAAGUGCCCAUCCGCCAGGCGUACCGUCUGGUGUUCAACUUUGACCUGGUCUCGCGGGUGCUCCACGGCAUCCAGGCCUUCUUCCCGCAAUCCCAGCAUAUCCCAGCCCAGAUGAACCGCGACAUCAACAAGUCCCGGAACAUCAUCCUCCAGAAGGCGACCGAGAUCCUCACCGAGAAGCUUGACGACGCUGAAAACAACGCGCGGACCAAGGACAUCUUGGGACUCAUCGCCAAGGAGAACAAGAAGCUCCGGGAGGCGGGCGAGCCCGGCCUGAGCUUCAAGACGAUGCGCGACCAGGUCAUGACGUUCCUCGGCGCGGGCCACGACACCACAGCGACGGGUGUGGCCUGGACGAUCCACCUACUCACAACACACCGGGACGUGCAGAAGCGGCUGCGCGACGAGAUCCGCGAGUACAUGCCCUUCCUCUUCGACCCGGCCCGGCGCUACAACGAGGCCGAGCUUGCGACAGCCGACCCGGACCAUUUGCCCUAUCUGGACAAGGUGUGCCGCGAGUCGCUGCGCUUUAUCCCGCCUAUCCCCAUGACGGUGCGCGAGUCGGUCGAGGAGGACCGGCUGGGCCCUUACAAGAUCCCUGCAGGCACCGUCGUCUACAUCCUGGCAAACACCAUCAACCGGCUUCCCUCGUACUGGGGCGACACGGCCGACGAGUUUGAUCCGGACCGCUGGGACAAUCUCCCGUCGACCGCCGUCUCCAACGCCUUCAUGACCUUUUUGCAGGGCCCGCGGGGAUGCCUCGGCCGCAAGUUCGCCGAGACCGAGAUGAAGAUUAUUCUUUGCUCUCUGCUCAGCAUGUACGACUUCCGCCGCGACCACGACAGCCCCGACCCGGAGAAGUGGAAGAUGUGGCGGCUUGUGCUGCGGCCAAAGGACGGCGUAACGGUCAAGGCGACGAAGUUGUUGUAA
This is a messenger RNA of Canariomyces notabilis, 1623 nucleotides long. Its product is annotated as cytochrome P450. The transcript has a single exon. The coding region runs from base 1 to 1623 and encodes 540 amino acids. The record is from RefSeq and is a predicted model, not a curated record. Gene Ontology annotation, molecular function: monooxygenase activity; oxidoreductase activity, acting on paired donors, with incorporation or reduction of molecular oxygen; iron ion binding. NCBI's taxonomy places the organism in Eukaryota, Fungi, Ascomycota, Sordariomycetes, Sordariales, Chaetomiaceae.